Hibiscus syriacus is the source of this 865-nucleotide messenger RNA. RefSeq lists its product as uncharacterized. NCBI's taxonomy places the organism in Eukaryota, Viridiplantae, Streptophyta, Magnoliopsida, Malvales, Malvaceae. Bases 1 to 825 code for a protein of 274 amino acids. Gene Ontology annotation, cellular component: nucleus. Gene Ontology annotation, molecular function: protein binding. Gene Ontology annotation, biological process: regulation of flower development. The transcript is spliced from 4 exons. The record is from RefSeq and is a predicted model, not a curated record.
AUGGGUUCCAUUCCAAAGUUCUACACUAAUUAUGCAUUUUCUGAUGAUUUUUCUCAGUUUCCAAAUCCACAGACAGUUCCCCAAGAAAAUUAUACAGCUGGUGCUGAUGGUGCAAUAAUUCCUGGUUCAACAUGGGGUGAAGAAAUCAGUUUUCCAAUGCUUUUAGACAACGGCGGGAUCGAUGUUUUUCAACAAGAUUAUAAUCUAACAGCUCCGGUCCCGAAAGCAUUGUUUCCCGAAGUAAUCGGGAUUUCGUCAGACUUCGAUGUCCCGACAGCAUUGCCUCAUCAAAAUAACGUUGCUGCAGGCUUUUGUGGCAUUAAUGGAACCAUCCCAAAUUUUGGUGGAAGAUAUCAAUUGCAAGAUGUCUAUGAGUUUGGAGAAGAAUGCACUGGAUUUUUUCAGCAGGAAUCCAAGCCAGUUGAUCCAAGAAUGGGACAAAAUUGGGGAAUUCAAGGGAAUCGAAUUCGGCCGGCCAUGGAAGAAAGCAAUCUUAAGGUUGGUCGGUAUUCGGUAGAAGAGAGGAAAGACAGAAUUCUUAGAUACUUGAAGAAGAGAAAUCAAAGGAACUUCAACAAGACUAUUAAGUAUGCUUGCAGGAAAACCCUAGCAGAUAGAAGAGUUAGAGUCAGAGGGAGAUUUGCAAGGAACACUGACCUUUUCGAAGAUCAAGAAAUGGUAUUGAAAAAGGAAGACGAGAAUUCACCUAAUGAUCACAAAGCCUUGUAUAAUUGCUAUGAAGCAGUCCAGAUGAAGCAUGAUGAGGAUGAUUGGCUGCAAGCGGCAAUGGCAAAUCUAAUGUAUUUACCAUAUAUUGCUGGUUGAUAAAUAUAUGUUAGAGGUAGCUUGUAUAUCUAAUGGAUUU